Thlaspi arvense is the source of this 1974-nucleotide messenger RNA. NCBI's taxonomy places the organism in Eukaryota, Viridiplantae, Streptophyta, Magnoliopsida, Brassicales, Brassicaceae. The record is from the annotation of a GenBank genome assembly.
AUGGACGCACGUCGUGGACCUCUUCCGGUCCCUAAAGUCCGCCGAGUAGGUUUCUUUACAUCAAUCGAGCCGUCACCGGAGACGCCGCGACCGAAUCGAAGCCAAUCCGGCCCGGCAGAGGCACUAACUUCUUCCUCCCCUCUCUCCGAUUCUCCCUCCGGAAAUUUCAUUUCUCCGGUCCAGAUACCACCGUCGCGUUACCACUCUGAUAAUCUGGCAUCUCGCGCAGCGCCUGUGCCCGUCCCUGGACCUUCCGCCUUCCGCCGUCACCUAGCACAUGACCGGAGUCUCCACGUCGGCAGUUACAACCCUGUGGAUUCUCUCCUCGGGACAUCGCCGCCGUCGAGUAAUGGAGAGCUCUCUGAGGAUUCGAAUUCUCUGUUUGGGUUCCAGCGAAGCGAUUCGGGGAAACUAUCGGCGAGCUUUCCUAAUGGAGGAUUCGAUUUGACUAUGUCAGUUAGAGCUCCACAGGAAUUCAAAUCCAAAAUUGCGACCGCGUCGACUUCUGAAGCGAGAAAGAACAAUGGUGAAGCUUCUGGAAAGAAGGAACCUGUGACCACAAAGCCCCAGAAGGAAAAGGAAACGAAAUCGCUGAAAGAGAAAACCAGUAAAGCAGAAAGGCGUGCCAUCCAAGAAGCACAACGGGCAGCAAAAGCUGCUGCAAAAGGCGAAGGAAACAGUCGUGGAGAUGAUUCUGGUAGAGCCAAACCCAGCAAGGCUACGAAACAGCCUCAGCCGAAGAAAGAGGGACUUCCCGGGACAUCAUCCGUCUCUGAGAAAAAAUCUGUAGCAGUAGAAAAAGAGAGGAAGAUGGAUGUUCCUCAGACACAGAUGCAGUAUGACGAUAAAAGUCGAGUGGAGAAAGCCAAGAAGCGUUCGGUUGUUGAGCAGAGUGAGAGCAAGAACAAGGUUGAGUUAUUUCUCCAUCUUCCUCAAUAUGAGCGUGGGAAUCAGCUUCCCAAUUUAACCUCCAAUAUAUUCACACUCGAUACCAUACACCACGCGGUCUAUAAGGUGGGUUUGCAACAUUUGGCCAGAGAUAUAUCUGGGGACAAUACGCGAUGUAUCGCCAUGCUCCAAGCAUUUCAAGAAGCUAUAAACGAUUACACUACACCUCCUACGAAAGACUUUGCCAUGGAUUUGACAGCCAAGAUAAACGGUUAUGUUUCAUUCUUGAUAGAGUGUCGCCCGCUCUCCAUGAGCAUGGGAAACGCAAUUAGGUUUCUGAAGAACCAAAUCAGGAAACUACCUGUAAACCUGUCCGAGUCUGAGGCAAAAGCUUCUCUCUGUUCCGAAAUCGGCCGGUUCAUAGACCAGAAGAUCAUUCUUGCAGGCAACGUAAUCGUACAACACGCCGUGACAAAAAUCAGGGACGGAGAGGUUCUUCUCACGUAUGGAUUCUCUUGUGUGGUUGAGAUGAUUCUCUUGUACGCUCAUGAAAUUGGGAAAAAGUUCCGUGUGGUGAUUGUUGACUCACGCCCUAAUCUUGAAGGUCAAAAGCUACUCCGUAGACUUGUGACCAGUGGCCUCGACUGUACCUACACUCAUAUAAACGCCAUUUCCUACAUCAUGCGCGAUGUCACACGGGUUUUCCUCGGGGCUUCAUCGAUCUUCUCUAAUGGAACUCUUUACUCGAGAGUCGGCACAGCCUGCGUUGCAAUGGUUGCAAACGCGUUUAGUGUUCCUGUCAUUGUCUGUUGUGAAGCUUACAAGUUCCAUGAAAGAGUCCUACUUGAUUCAAUCUGCUCCAACGAACUAGGCGAUCCUGAUGUUAUAGCCAACGUACCUAUUAGAGCCAACGCAAAGCAUUUGAAGACGAUGGAUAGCAACAAAAACCUUCAGUUUCUUAAUCUAAUGUACGAUUCAACUCCUUCGGAAUAUAUAUCUAUGAUCGUAACGGAUUAUGGAAUGAUUCCUCCGACGAGCAUACCAGUGAUUGUUCGUGAAUACAGGAGAGAACACUUGUUGCUAUAA